Messenger RNA from Moesziomyces aphidis, 453 nucleotides. NCBI's taxonomy places the organism in Eukaryota, Fungi, Basidiomycota, Ustilaginomycetes, Ustilaginales, Ustilaginaceae. The record is from the annotation of a GenBank genome assembly.
AUGAUUCGAUCGAGAAAGCGAUGUGCAGAAGACAGAGCGAUGCGUGCAGAUGUCGCGUUGAGUUGGAAUGCAAAGGACGUCGAUGCGAUAGGUCGAGUCGAGUCGAGUCGAGAUGUCGGCGUCGAGAUCACGUACCUUCUUGAUGAUGCGGAGAGGUGGAAGAAGGAAGGCGGCGACGACGACGAGCACUUGACCCACACCUCCAACCGCGCCCGCACGCCUGGCUGCUGCCGCGACCGACCGACCGACCGACCUCCAAGUCCAGCCAAAGACUCGGCCUCGUCCUCACAGCAUCGACACGGCCUCGGUACUUCUCGAGACUUGCAACUCUGCCAGGCCCACACAGCGGCCCGCAGCCUCGACUGGCUCUCUCGGUCGAUCUCACGCGGCCCCAAGCCUGGCCUGCCUGAUCGCAGCAGCUGCCCUGCUCUGGCGUCUCGGAUUGACGGCUAG